Oryzias melastigma (Indian medaka) is the source of this 657-nucleotide messenger RNA. Its product is annotated as helicase SKI2W-like. The record is from RefSeq and is a predicted model, not a curated record. Bases 160 to 642 code for a protein of 160 amino acids. NCBI's taxonomy places the organism in Eukaryota, Metazoa, Chordata, Actinopteri, Beloniformes, Adrianichthyidae. The transcript has 3 exons.
UGGGUGGGAGAAUAUUUUUCCAGAAUCCAAACAUUGACCAACCAGGAGACGGCGUUGCUUGUCACCUUGUUCUGGCUUUUGUUUGACCGUAAAGCUAACACGAUUUGUGUUUUCUUUCUCAGCCGCAUCAAGAAGAGACACAUUUACGUGAUCAGCACUAUGAAGAGACCCGUCCCUCUGGAGCAUCACCUGUACACCGGGAACAGCACCAAGACCCAGAAGGAGAUGUUCCUGCUGCUGGACGCCACCGGGAAUUUCCUCACCAAAGGGUAUUACGCAGCCGUCGAUGCCAAGAAGGAGCGAACCAGCAAACACGCCCAAACGUUUGGGACAAAGAACACCUCUCAGAACACGACGGCGAGUCAGGACCGGUCCGUGUGGCUGGCGCUCCUCCACUUCCUGUCCCAGCGGCAGCAGACCCCCGUGGUGGCCUUCACCUUCUCCCGGGCGCGGUGCGAUGAUAACGCUCGCUCGCUGGAGUCCAUGGACCUGACCACCUCCAUCGAGAAGGCGGAGAUCCACUCCUUCUUCCAGAAGAGCCUCAGCCGCCUGCGGGGGGGCGACCGCCAGCUGCCGCAGGUACACCCCCAGAAAUACUCGUUAUGGAGGAGUUUGUCUGUUUUUUAUGUUCUCUAUCCAUAAACGUUUUGUAAAUGU